AUGGCUGGUUCACCUAGUACUAUGACUGGUUGUGCUGGCAAUAUGGCUGGUUGUGCUGAUACUAUGGCUGGUUAUGCUGAUACUAUGACUGGGUGUGCUGGUACUACGACUGGUUGAGCUGGUACUACGACUGGUUGAGCUGGUACUACGUCUGGUUGAGCUGGUACUGUGUCUGGUUGAGCUGGUACUAUGUCUGGCUGAGCUGGUACUAUGUCUGGCUGAGCUGGUACUACGGCUGAUUGAGCUGGUAAUACGGCUGAUUGAGCUGGUAAUACGGCUGAUUGAGUCAUCAACUCUAAGAAGACUAUAUCUAAGGUUGGAAAUUUUCAUUCAGUGUCAUUCUGUACAUGCAGUGGUAUAUUUUUCUGUGGAUCAUUCUGUCUUGCGAAUUUCAACAAAAGAUGUUGUCAUGGUCGACGAUGGCGGAGAAAUCAGGGAAAAAUCUUUUUGCCCUGGUCAAAUGUAGGAAGGAACGCUCUUACAGAAAGACAAAGAAUUCGUAUAGGCCACUACCAACGGCAAGAAUGUUUUGAACCCGCUGCACCCUUACCACCACCACCACCACCAGAACGGCGCACAGAACAGUUUGUACCUGCAGCAGCACAGCCACGGCGCCCAGAAUGGCGCCCAGCAAGAUGGCCACCAUUACAAAAUGCUGAAAUUACCUCAACAACUCGGGCAACCGAAGCUCGUCCUGUGGAGGUGAUUGUCAUCAGCGAUGAUGAUAUCUGA
Paramuricea clavata is the source of this 732-nucleotide messenger RNA. The record is from the annotation of a GenBank genome assembly. Lineage: Eukaryota; Metazoa; Cnidaria; Anthozoa; Malacalcyonacea; Plexauridae.